This is a messenger RNA of Fonsecaea nubica, 3315 nucleotides long. RefSeq names its product phosphatidylserine decarboxylase. Gene Ontology annotation, molecular function: calcium ion binding; phosphatidylserine decarboxylase activity. The coding region runs from base 1 to 3315 and encodes 1104 amino acids. Lineage: Eukaryota; Fungi; Ascomycota; Eurotiomycetes; Chaetothyriales; Herpotrichiellaceae. Gene Ontology annotation, biological process: phospholipid biosynthetic process. The transcript has 4 exons. The record is from RefSeq and is a predicted model, not a curated record.
AUGGUACACAUAUCACUGCCUAGAGGCCUUAGCCAUCUGGGAGGAUCGAAACACAAAGACAAAGAUCAAAGUGCCAGUGGUUCUGCGCCCAAUGGGGGUGGCAGCAGACGGCCCAGUCCUCCAGGACUUCCGAGUAACAACAACAGCACUGUUGCCCUGGUCGAUCAAAAACCACUCAUCCUCAAAGUAUAUGUUAUAAAGGCCAGAAACCUAGCACCAAAAGACCGAUCUGGCACCUCCGAUCCCUAUCUUGUGGUUACCCUCGGCAGUGCGAAACAGUCAACACCCUCCAUUGCAAAAACUCUCAAUCCUGAAUGGAAGAUUUGCUUCGAUAUGCCUUUGACUGGCGUUCCCCUCCUUGAAUGCAUGUGCUGGGACAAAGACCGCUUUGGCAAAGACUACAUGGGCGAGUUUGACAUCCCGAUCGAAGAUAUCUUCCCAAAUGGGCAGAUACAGACCCAGCCAAAGUGGUACAGGCUGAACUCGCGGAGACCUUCAGGCAAGAAACAGAGUAACGUCUCGGGAGAAGUGUACAUGCAAUUCUCUCUUGUCGAUUCCGCGAAUCCAUCUGCAAGCCCGGACGAGAUACGGAAAAAGUUCCAAGCCUACUUGGGAGCAGAAGAGGAGGAUGACGAACUAUCCCGUGUCUCUUCCAAUCUCGAUGAUCUGGCAGGAGACGAAGAUUUUGACGAUCUUGACGAGGAUCAGGAGGAAUCUGUUACAGAGACCGAGUCUACACAGAAACCAGAAACUGCUGACAAGAAAGCGAAGAAGAGAAGACUCGCACGUCUCCGUCGCCGAUCGAUUGCGGCAAGAGCUUACAACUUCCUUUCGGAAGACAAUGAUGUCAAUGGCAUUAUUUUCUUGGAGAUUGUCAAGAUCAACGAUUUACCACCUGAAAGAAAUAUGACCCGGACCUCUUUCGACAUGGACCCCUUCGUUGUUACUGCAUUGGGUCGCAAGGUCUUACGAACAAAGGUGGUUCGGCACAAUCUGAACCCGGUAUAUAAUGAGAAGAUGGUGUUCCAGAUCAAACGCCAUGAGGUCGGCUACUCCUUUACAUUCAGUGUGAUCGAUCGAGACAGCUUGUCAGGCAACGACUUUGUGGCUUCGACCUCAUUCCCCCUCCAGAAAAUGAUCCAGGCUGCCCCUCAGGAGGACCCAGACACUGGUCUCUAUGAUCUUCCCGAGCCACCGGAGUAUUCGCCGGCAAUGCAGCAAAAGGGCAGAUUUCGUAUUCCCUUAUCACGUACCACGUCGGCCAAUAGUCUAACCAAAAUGGCGAGGCCCGGAUUGAAAAAGGACGACUCCCAAAUUUCACUGUCCAGCACAAAUAACAGCGGCAGUAGUGACGAUACCGCUCGGGUCCCGCCGCCUACCAGCGUGCCUCCUGAAAACAACGGAAAUAAUCUGAAAUUGCCUGGCGGCACUGAAACGCCGCCAGCCCAGCCCGCGGAAGACCCGACCAUGAUCCCAUAUGUCAUCCCAUUGGAGCUCAAAAACAAGGAACGAUGGGAAGACAAACACAGUCCUGAGCUUCACAUCCGAGGAAGAUAUCUGUCUUAUAAGGCGCUGCGGCAACAGUUCUGGAGGGCGAUGUUGAAACAGUAUGAUGCGGACGACAGUAAGCGGAUCAGUAAGAUCGAGUUUACCACGAUGCUUGACACGCUGGGAUCGACUCUUAAAGAAUCAACUAUUGACAGCUUCUUCAAACGGUUCGCCGCCGAGAAUGAAGAUGUUGGGGAAGCGGACUUGACCUUUGACCAGGCCGUCAUGUGUCUGGAGGAACAGCUACAGAAGAGCAGUGAAAAGAAGUCGCAGCUCGAGAGGAUUAAGACCGCCGAAAUAUUUUCGACAGCAAAGGACAUCAUUCCUGCCAAGAUUGACAAUAACGAUGAAGUACCCAGCAUCACACAAGAACCGACAGGGGCGGCGGGUGAAGAGGGGAAACUUCUGGGCAAUGACCUUGCGGACGAGGGUGAUGAAGAGCAUGUCAUCGAGAUCCGGGAGUGUCCAAUAUGCCACCAGCCGAAAUUGAACAAGCGCACCGAAGCCGACAUCAUCACGCACAUUGCCACUUGUGCCAGCUCGGAUUGGAGGCAGGUCAAUAACUUGGUGAUGGGCGGUUUUGUCACCCAAAGCCAAGCCCAACGAAAGUGGUAUUCCAAAGUCAUCACCAAGAUCAGCUACGGGGGUUACAAGUUAGGCGCUAACAGCGCAAAUAUUCUUGUCCAAGACCGGAUUACAGGGCAGAUCAACGAAGAACGAAUGUCUGUGUACGUCCGCAUUGGCAUCCGCUUGCUCUAUAAAGGAUUGGGCGCUGGCGAGAUGGAGAAGAAACGAAUUAAAAAGAUGCUCCGAUCGUUAUCAAUCAAACAGGGAAAGAAGUUUGACGAUCCGGCCUCGGUCGCCCAAAUUCCUGGAUUUAUUGCCUUCCACCAACUCGACAUGUCUGAAGUGCUACUGCCCACUUCUGAGUUCAAGAAUUUCAAUGAGUUCUUCUAUCGAGCAUUGAAACCCAACGCUCGGCCAUGCAGCGCGCCGGAUCGACCUGAAAUCAUCGUCUCCCCAGCAGACUGUCGCUCCGUUGUGUUCAACACGAUUGAUGACGCGACACGAAUCUGGGUCAAAGGCCGAGAUUACUCACUUGAGAAACUAUUUGGCGAGGCGUAUCCAUUAGAAGCGAAACGAUACAAAGGCGGAAGUAUGGGCAUCUUCAGACUUGCUCCUCAAGAUUAUCAUCGCUUCCAUAUCCCGGUUGACGGUGUUUUGGGAACUCCAAAAGCCAUCGAGGGCGAAUACUAUACGGUCAAUCCCAUGGCCAUCAGAUCGGCGUUGGACGUCUAUGGUGAGAACGUUAGAGUUUUAGUGCCUAUUGACUCUGUUGCGCAUGGCAGAGUCAUGUACGUCUGUAUUGGAGCAAUGAUGGUUGGGUCAACGGUCAUCACUCGAAAGCCGGGAGAACGAGUCAAACGAGCUGAAGAGCUUGGAUACUUCAAAUUUGGCGGCAGCACAAUUCUCCUUUUCUUUGAACCGGGAAAAAUGGUAUACGACAGAGAUCUCGUCGACAACAGCCUUGGAGCUUUGGAGACAUUGGUCCGUGCCGGUAUGUCCAUCGGACACUCACCGAAUGUUGAGCCAUACAAGCCGGAUAUGAAGAAGGAUGAGAGCAGCAUCACAAAUGAGGAAAGACAGGAAGCCAGACGACGAAUCGAGGGUAGCAUUGCUCCCGAUAUGGACAACUAUGGUAUCAUUCCCUCCGACACAAAGUCGCGAGAUGUUAUGAGCUCGCUACAUCCGGCCAAUAUCGCCUAA